Messenger RNA from Cooperia oncophora, 339 nucleotides. Lineage: Eukaryota; Metazoa; Nematoda; Chromadorea; Rhabditida; Trichostrongylidae. The record is from the annotation of a GenBank genome assembly.
AUGGCACGAGUCCAGCGAGCCAAUCUCACUGAGAAACACAUUCCAAUCUAUAUGGGCGCCACAGAAUCACUCAUUCGUCGGCCAUUCGUGAUGAACCCGUUCUUCGGAAUCGAUGGUAUUGGUGAUCGACCAGAUCUUUUUCCGGAGGCCUCUCCUAAAGAUUUCACAAUACAUGAGGAUGAAUCGGCUGCACUGGCGCUCAUUCGUCUGACAAAGGAGCACGAUGACGUCACUUUGGUCUGCAUAGGACCGCUAACGAACGUCGCGCUGGCUUACAAACUGGACAGAAAGUUCGCCAAACGACUGAAAAAAUUGGUUAUCCUUGGAGGGAACUACUUU